This is a messenger RNA of Alosa alosa (allis shad), 838 nucleotides long. RefSeq names its product C2 calcium-dependent domain-containing protein 4C-like. The coding region runs from base 1 to 717 and encodes 238 amino acids. The transcript has a single exon. Lineage: Eukaryota; Metazoa; Chordata; Actinopteri; Clupeiformes; Clupeidae. The record is from RefSeq and is a predicted model, not a curated record.
AUGUUUGGCUUCAGUUCAUCUGCGCGUUCACUGCCACCUAAGACUGCGAAGGCGGUGUGCCAGCGUAUGCCACUGACUCCCGAGCGGAUUCCAAGCUUCAUCAUUCCAUCGAAAUUAAAGAUUUCAUCACCACGCUCUCAUCAUGAGGACACCGACCGCACGCGCCUGCUGUCUCCCGACCACUGCGCCAGUCCGCGCAGGCGGGAUAUUCUAUCGCCUUCGUUCUCCCCGUCCAAGCGUUCCGCGAGAUUCUACAAACUUUCACCUGCGUCGGCUGGGAAAGUCGCGCACGCAGCCGGUCGAGUCCAGGAGGACCGGACGGACAUCUCGACCCGCGCAGCUAUGGGUUUGGAGCACGUGAAGAAAAUCUCAACGCCAUACGGAUUCCGGACCUUGGCGGAGAGUCCCCAUGUCAGGCGUCGAGAAUCGCUGUUUCAUCGGGACCUCACUAACGCUUCAGACGCCAGCCCCGGUGUGGGGUCGUCUGCGAGCGGGCGACGGGUAAACGCAGCACGCCUACCUAGUGAUGCAGAGCUGGUUGAAAGUCCGUCCGAAGCCCUAGAGGAUGACCGCGCGAGGAAAAGGCCCAGUCCAAACCGUGUCUUUAAGUCCGCAAAAGAUGGACUUAAAAUGUUUCUGAAAAAGACUCGUUAUGUCCUUAGGACGCCAAGUCCUCUACGGGCGAAGGGACUUUCAUGUAGGCUUACAUAUUCAUGAUCUGAGUAGACCUAUAUUCCAUAAUGUGCCUGUUUUUUUUCUUUUGUUUAUUUUAAAAAUAUGUGUAUCUCCAUUUAACCUAUUAAAGUGUUUUAAUAAAUUACUCUUGAGAUGCUUUGAA